Penicillium daleae is the source of this 1827-nucleotide messenger RNA. Its product is annotated as tyrosine--tRNA ligase MSY1. NCBI's taxonomy places the organism in Eukaryota, Fungi, Ascomycota, Eurotiomycetes, Eurotiales, Aspergillaceae. The transcript has 5 exons. Gene Ontology annotation, molecular function: ATP binding; tyrosine-tRNA ligase activity; RNA binding. Gene Ontology annotation, biological process: tyrosyl-tRNA aminoacylation. The record is from RefSeq and is a predicted model, not a curated record. Bases 1 to 1827 code for a protein of 608 amino acids. Gene Ontology annotation, cellular component: mitochondrion; cytosol.
AUGUGGCCACGGACGGCAUCGCUCUCCCGAGCGACUUGUCGCAAUCCUCGUCUCCCUCCGAGAGCGCCAUGCGGAGCUCGUAGCAUUGGUGGUGCCGCGCAGACAAAUCCGCUCCGAUCCCAAACUCGUCCGUCACCUCUAUCCUCACACCAAUUCGCCCUGACACAACAAAGGAGAUGGAUCACACAGAAAUACCUUCAGCGUAUGCAGGAAGGAAGGGAGGAAUGGGCUCGACAUGCUGAAGAGAUCAAGGCAGGGAAGCGGAAGGACUUCGCGGCCCACCUUGAGGAGCGUGGUUUGAUUCAUGAUGUUGUCGGAGAGCGCGACCUACUACAUAAAGUGUUCACCGAAAAGAGAGCUGGUAUCUACGUCGGAAUCGACCCCACGGCACCUUCGAUGCACAUCGGACAUAUGCUACCUUUCAUGGUUUUGGCUUGGGGAUAUGUCUGGGGACUACCGGUGACUUUCUUGCUGGGUGGUGCCACAUCUCGAGUGGGUGACCCAACAGGGCGGCUGAAGGGACGUGAGCAAGUCCAUUCCUCGAUCCGCAAAGCCAAUAUGGCCAGCAUGCACAUGCAGUUGAAGAAACUGGGGUCAAGCAUUGAGCAGUACGGCCGACGACACGGCUAUGAGAGGAAACCUAUUUGGAAGCGCGCGCUGCUCAACAAUAAUACUUGGUGGAACUCGAUGCCUUUCAUUCAGGUUCUACGAGAUUUAGGAGCGUACAUGAGACUUGGACCCAUGCUGGGGCGGGACACUGUCAAGAAUCGACUGAGCCAGGGUGACGGCAUGUCCUUCGCUGAAUUCUCCUAUCCUCUUCUCCAGGCAUGGGAUUGGUGGACCAUGUUCCAAAAGGGAACCCAGGUGCAAGUUGGAGGAUCCGACCAAUAUGGCAAUAUCUUGUUUGGAAUGGAGGCCGUGAAGGCGAUCAGCCGCAACACUGCUGACGAACAGCUCCGCAACCCUUUGGAUUCUGAGCUGGACCGGCCUAUUGGAUUUACUACACCCCUUUUGACUGCGCCAUCUGGAGAGAAAUUUGGAAAGUCUGCGGGUAAUGCUAUCUGGCUCGACAAGGACAUGACUUCCACUUUUGAGCUUUACCAGUUUUUUGUUCGCACUCCCGAUGACACCGUGGAGAAAUACCUCAAGCUGUUUACAUUUAUCCCUCUGCCUGAAAUUGCCUCCAUUUUGGAAGAGCAGAAUCAGGACCCUUCCAAGCGCGUGGCUCAGCACAAACUAGCCUAUGAAUUUGUCGAGCUGGUUCACGGCAAAGAGGAAGCCGAUGCCGUCUCGCUUCAGCACCGCCAACUGUUCCGACCCCGGUCCUCAACCGGCGAGCCCUCUCCCAUGCCUCGGACCACAAGCCCCCCAGCCAGCCACGCCCAAUCUUCUACCUCUGGGUUUGUGACCCCCCAGUCUGGAAACCAGUACGCAUCUCAGACCAACUUCGCCAACAUGCCCAAUGCCCGUGUCACCCUUCCCAAAUCCUUGGUUUACAACCAAUCCUUUAAUAAGAUCCUUUGGUCUGCUGGCCUAGUCGCCUCCAAGAGUGAGGGUCACCGUGUCAUUGUGAACAAUGGUGCCUACGUGGGCAGCCGUCCAGGUGACAGUGGCCCUAUGUCGGACGAUCUUGCGUUUACUCCUAUUCGCCCUUGGCCUGCCGAGAAGACCCAGGAGUACAUCAUUGGUGAUAACCUUCUGAUGCUCAAGCUUGGCAAGUGGAAGUUCAAGAUGAUUGAGAUCAUUAGCGACGAGGACUUCUGCGCCAAGGGGCUGACUGCACCUGGAUGGGAGGAGGCCUCGGAAUCGACUGAGUCGAAGCCGUGA